UCAGAAAAUCACAUUCUCCUCCUCGCUACUGGUAAAGAUUAUUCAUUAGUUGGUUUCCAAGAACAACAAAUUGGUCGCGAUUACUUAAAAGAAAAUAAAAACAAGAUUAAAGCCAUUAUGGUAACUAAUACUAACUGGCAAAAUGUAGGCUUAUUGGCUGAUAUCUGCCGGGAAAUUGGUUCUCAUAUCCCCAUUUAUACUAGUCAUCCAAGCAAAUUAAUUUUCCCGUAUCUUUUUCCCCAAUUAAGGAAUAAAAUAAUUGUGGCCGAAAAGAACCGAGAAUGGAAAAUUGGCGACUUUGUUUUAUCGUUUAUUCCGCUGAAUAGUUAUUUAUUAGGCAAUUUAGGUCAAUUUCUCACUAAAAGUCCGCUGCAACAAGUAAUUGAAAAGGAAGAGAAUUUAAGUAAAAAUUUUGUCUCGCCAGCAAAAAGACCGCAAGGAAAUGGGGAAAUUUACUUACUGGUUGGCAACCCCGAAAAAAUUGAAAAAGAAACCCAACAUUGUUUAGUUAAUUUUUCCCCCGAAAAAAAGGCUACUUUUCAGUUUAUAGUGGGUAUUCCUCCGGUCAUCGGUGGAGAAAUGAGACUGGCCCGCACCAUUGAUUAUCUUUAUACGCAAAGUGAAGAAGUAAUUAAUUUAAGCAAAAAAGAAUAUUUAAGCCUAGGGGUUAGUUUUUAUGAUUUUAAAUUAUUGCUCCAAUUAUUACAACCGCUUGGAAUAAUUACUUUACAAAAUAGUUAUAAGAAUAAAAAUUUUCUCGCUCAUUUGCCUGUUCCGGAUAUCAAAAAGGAGGAUGCGAUAAAAAUAAUCAAAAAGGCUGUCGAGAGAAGAUUAAAUAGUUUAACCAGAAAUUACCUUAAUUUAGAGCAUGAUAUAAAUCUGGAAGAAGCCCUUAUUUU
Ambispora leptoticha is the source of this 899-nucleotide messenger RNA. NCBI's taxonomy places the organism in Eukaryota, Fungi, Glomeromycota, Glomeromycetes, Archaeosporales, Ambisporaceae. The record is from the annotation of a GenBank genome assembly.